This is a messenger RNA of Callithrix jacchus (white-tufted-ear marmoset), 6935 nucleotides long. RefSeq names its product UDP-GlcNAc:betaGal beta-1,3-N-acetylglucosaminyltransferase 7 (gene B3GNT7). NCBI's taxonomy places the organism in Eukaryota, Metazoa, Chordata, Mammalia, Primates, Cebidae. Gene Ontology annotation, molecular function: hexosyltransferase activity; UDP-glycosyltransferase activity. The record is from RefSeq and is a predicted model, not a curated record. Gene Ontology annotation, cellular component: Golgi membrane. Gene Ontology annotation, biological process: poly-N-acetyllactosamine biosynthetic process; protein O-linked glycosylation.
AAAAGAAAGGAGAUAGGGCUAAGGCAACAGGCUGGGCCAACAGGCCUUCCCUUGGUGGUGGGGAGCCCCCAGAGGUGGAGAAGGGGACACGGGGGAGCGGGGAGCACGGAGAAGGCCUCCAGAGCCACAGGCUCAUCCGGCCUCCUCCCCUAGUGGCUGGCUCUGCUCCCGAUCCUGGGUAGCCCAACAGCUGGGCAAGGGGUCUGCCUGGGCCCGGGAAAGGCGCGGGGGCAGAAGGUAGCAGAGGUAGAAAAGGACCCCCUGCCUGCCUCUGACCCCAAAGACAAGUCUGAAUGGGACCAGAGGAAAUGGCUGGGCCUUGGGGCGCCCCAAGGUCUUGGAGGGGACCAGGGUGUUCAGGUUUCCCACAAGACCAGGAAGGGCCGGCGACUCCCCCGGGAGGCUCCGCCGGGAACAGGCGUCCCGGGGGGUGAAGGUGACCCCCGUGGGCUCCGAAGCCCCGCCUCGGCUGUGCACAGCAUGCAUGGCGCGCUUGGGGAGCCUGGGAGCCCGUCUCGGAGGAACCGGGACAGGCGGCGGCGGGGCGGGCUCGGAGCGCCGAAGGGGUUAAGGCACCUGGGCCGCCGCCCCUGCCGGCCCCUCCUCCCGCGGCCGGGAAAAGGAAAGUCGCGGCGGGGGCGCAGCCCGGCCUCCGUCCCCGUCCGCCCGCCGCCGUCCUGCCGGCCGGAGCCGCGGCGCCCAGAGCUGCGAGCCGCGCGCCCCUCCGCCGCCCCGGCCCGGGCCGCCAUGUCGCUGUGGAAGAAAACCAUCUACCGGAGUCUCUGCCUGGCCCUGGCCCUGCUCGUGGCCGUGACCGUGUUCCAGCGCAGUCUUACCCCUGGUCAGUUUCUGCAGGAGCCUCCGCCACCCACCCUGGAGCCACAGAGGGCCCAGAAGCCAAACGGACCGCUGGUGAACUCCAACAACUUCUGGAAGAACCCAAAGGAUGUGGCCAUGCCCAUGACCGUGGCCUCUCAGGGGCCCCAGGCCUGGGAUGUGACCACCACUAACUGCUCAGCCAACAUCAACCUGACCCACCAGGCCUGGUUCCAGGGCCUAGAGCCGCAGUUCCGGCAGUUUCUCUUCUACCGCCACUGCCGCUACUUCCCCAUGCUGCUGAACCACCCAGAGAAGUGCAGGGGCGAUGUCUACCUGCUGGUGGUCAUCAAGUCGGUCAUCACGCAGCAUGACCGCCGGGAGGCCAUCCGCCAGACCUGGGGCCGCGAGUGGGAGUCAGCGGGCGGGGGCCGGGGCGCCGUGCGCACCCUCUUCCUGCUGGGCACGGCCUCCAAGCAGGAAGAGCGUGUACACUACCAGCAGCUGCUGGCCUAUGAGGACCGCCUCUACAGCGACAUCCUGCAGUGGGACUUUCUCGACACCUUCUUCAACCUGACCCUCAAGGAGAUCCACUUCCUCAAGUGGCUGGACAUCUACUGCCCCCACGUCCCCUUCAUCUUCAAAGGCGACGAUGACGUCUUCGUCAACCCCACCAACCUGCUAGAAUUUCUGGCUGACCGGCAGCCACAGGAAAACCUGUUCGUGGGUGACGUCCUGCAGCACGCUCGGCCCAUCCGCAGGAAAGACAACAAAUACUACAUCCCGGGGGCCCUGUACAGCAAGGCCAGCUACCCGCCGUAUGCAGGUGGCGGUGGCUUCCUCAUGGCCGGCAGCCUGGCCCGGCGCCUGCACCACGCCUGUGAUACCCUGGAGCUCUACCCCAUCGACGACGUCUUCCUGGGCAUGUGCCUGGAGGUGCUGGGCGUUCAGCCCACAGCCCACGAGGGCUUCAAGACUUUCGGCAUCUCUCGGAACCGCAACAGCCGCAUGAACAAGGAGCCGUGCUUCUUCCGUGCCAUGCUGGUGGUCCACAAGCUGCUGCCCCCUGAGCUGCUGGCCAUGUGGGGGCUGGUGCAUAGCAACCUCACCUGCUCCCGCAAGCUCCAGGUGCUCUGACCCCAGCUGGGCCACCAGGACAGGCCAGGGCACGUGCUCCUGAGCCCCCAUCAUAUCGGGCUGGAAUGGUAGUGCCCGGGCCUAGCCGUUGGUCCCCAAGGGGAGGUGGAGGGUGGAGGCCUCCGUGCCACUGGGUGUGCUGGGGUGCAGGUAGCCAGAGGGGGACCUCCCUGUGUGGAUAAUUCCAGGAAACAGGCCCAGGAACGGCUGGACCUGCCCAGUCUGGAGGCCCUCUCUGAGGAGUGACCUGGUCCAUGGCUGGCCCCUCAAACCUGGUGGGAGGUCCUGGCGAUCUCUGGAGGCACUCUGUGCGCAGGUACCUGGGCUAGGGUUGGCCUGAUGAGUCUGUGGCCGCCCCUCAUCUUCACAGGGAAGCGUCUUCUGCGAAAUGCCUCAGUCUCCCUAGGGGCCAGGCAGGCCUGGCAGGAGAAACCUGACUCUGUGCAGGCUCACAGGCACCCCCCCAGUCCACGCGCUGGUCUCCCAGCAGGCUCUCUGCAGCCCCAGGCCUGCCUGCAGCCGGGCUGUCUCCCGUCUGGGGCCUCGGCUCCAGCGCCCCUGCUCCUGGCUGUGUCCUGUAACACCUAGAGGGGCAACCGCUCUGACUACCUCAGUGCCCCUCAGAACCUCCCACCCCACCCCAUAACAGGGCAGAAGAGCAGCGCUCCUGGCCCCCCGAAACCCCAGUGCUGCUGACCCCAGCCCAAGGCGAGUCCCUCCCACAGUCCCCACCCCCCAGGCCUGGCUCCCUGGCCGGAGAGCAGCCGCUUUGGCCCUGGAAGUGGACAUUCCUCUAUUACUGUGAAGUCUUAUUUAUGAAGAAUGUGGAGGGAGAAGGCUCCAGGCUUCAGGAGGGGGUUGUCCUCCCUGGCCCUCCUCCUUCCCUUCCCUCAUUCCAGCUGCCUGUCCCCAGCACCCCCAGGCCCCUCACAGCCCCCUCCAGAGCCCUACCCCACCCCGCACCCUGCUUCUGCAGGGCCUGGUGGACCAGCGUCUGCCCUGUGCAGGGUGGCUCAGCCGUGGGGUGGGUGCAGAACGUUGCCACCUCCUACCUCAGCAGGGGUCACCUAGGAAAGAUGGUGGGAUCUACUAUUUUCUCAAUAAAAUGGGCCUUUUUUUUUUUCUGGUGUGAAACUUCCUGUUCCCAGCUCCAUCAGAGAGCCUGUCUGGGGCUGAGGUUGCCAGAGAGAUUUCAGAAGACACAGUUUGUUCCUUGUUCUUGGCUGGGGGGUACACAAGGACUUGAAAGGAUGUAGAGGGUGCUGAGUGCUAGGAUUACAAUGGGGAUGGGGGUAUGGCAACAGAAAGACGUGGGAGCUAGCAGUGCACCCCGCCCUUGCCUGUGCCCUGGUGGACAGCUGAGCUGUGGCUCAGGCGUGGGCCAGUAUCUUCCUGUCCCUGCCAAGGGUGAGGCCAGAGUUGGCCUGAGGCUAAUGUUUUGGUGGGUGGGAUUAGAUCAGGGUGCUGAGGCCAGUGGGUUCCCUGAGGUCCCUUCCAGUGAAAGCACUGAAGUGGCUUAUGGCCCUAUGCCGGGGACCUUGGCCCCAGCUGCUGACCUCCAGGAUGGGGAGGGAGCUACCUGCCCCAGAAGAGUCAUUCAGGCAGCAGUAGAGCAAGCCAGCGGCUCCCUGCCUGCACCCAGCGCAGGGGAAUCCCAGAGGGGUCAGAUGCCCCUGGAGGGAAAGGGGACAGCACUGCUCUUUCUCCCUCCCCAGCACGGGUCUUCCCACAGUUCCCUCUCAGCCAGCUGGCUGCAUAAUUUGCAGAGCCCAGUGCAAAAUGAAGUCACAGGACCCUGGCUCUAAAACAGUAUUAAGAAUUUAAAAAAAAAAAAGUGGCCGGGCGCGGUGGCUCACACCUGUAAUCCCAGCACUUUGGGAGGCCAAGGCAGGUGGAUCACCUGAGGUCAGGAGUUUGAGACCAGCCUGACUAACACAGUGAAACCCCAUCUCUACUAAAACUACAAAAAUUAGCUGGGCGUGUUGGCAUGUACCUAAUAAUCCCAGCUACUCAGAGGCUGAGGCAGGAGAAUCACUUGAACCCGAGAGGUGGAGGUUUCAGUGAACUGAAAUCGUGGCAUUGCACUUCAGCCUGGGCAACAAGAGUGAAACUCUGUCUCAAAAAAAAAAAAAAACAAUUUUAAGGCUAGGCGCGAUGGUUUACAUCUAUAAUCCCAGCACUUUGGAAGGUCCAGGUGGGUGGAUCACAAGGUCAGGAGUUUGAGACCAGCCUGGCCAACAUGGUGAAACCCCAUCUCUACUAAAAAUAUAAUAAUUAGCUGGACAUGGUGGUGUGUGCCUGUAGUUCCAGGUACUCAGGAAGCUGAGGCAGGAGAAUCACUUGAGCCCAGGAGGCGGAGAUUGCAGUGAGCUGAGAUUGCAUCAUUGUACUCCAGCCUGGACGACAGAGUGAAACUCCGUCUCAAAAAAAAAAAAAAGGAAUUUUAAAGGCUGGGCUCAUGCCUAUAAUCCCAACACUUUGGGAGGCUGAGGUUGGAGGAUGGCUUGAGCCCAGGAAUUUGGGGCCAGCCUGGGCAACAUAGUGAGACACUGUCUCUACAAAAAAUUUAAAAAUUACCUCAGAGUGGUGGCACACACCUGUCUGGGGCCAAGGUUGCCAGAGAUUGCCUUGGGGGGCCUGAGGUGGGAGGAUCACUUGAACCCGAGAGGUGGAGGUUUCAGUGAACUGAAAUCGUGGCAUUGCACUCCAGCCUGGGCAACAACAGUGAAACUCUGUCUCAAAAAAAAAAAAAAAAGAAUUUUAAGGCCAGGCCUUGAACCCGGGAGGUCAAGACUACAGUGAGCCAUGAUCCCCUCACUGCACUCCAGCCUUGGUGACAGAGCUAGACACUAUCUCAAAAAAAAUAAAAAUAAAAAUUUAAGAUUGCCAUAGCAGAGCAUUGAGCAUUAAACCAAGUGCCCAGAGCUUCUGAGCAAGGCCUACCACUGUGAUGCCAGCCCUGUGUGUCCCUCCUCACCCUCAGAAACCAGGUCCUGCUCUGGACUGCAGAGAGGAGAUUGGGGCUACAGUUCAGCCUGGGAGAGGGCAGCCCAGGGACACCCAGAAAACAGAGAGAAAACAGGCGUACAGGGCAGAGGCCCAGAGGCUGCUAUGGGUUCAGCUGAGGAUCAGGCAGAGCACACCAUGUAUACUGAGGGCUGCCGGGAGCAGGAUGGGUGCAUUCUGAAGCAGAAAGGAGCUCCUCUUGGGGCUGGACCUGGGGGUGAAAGAAAGGGAGGAGGCUGGGAGGCAGGCAGGGUAUGUUCUUAGGUCUUCUAGGUUCAGGAAUGGUUCACAGCAACCUGAGGGAUCAAAGGGCAGUUUUGAGGUGCACCUGCUGCUCACUCUGGCUCAAAAAAAAAAAAUGGCCAGCUCAUUCUGGCCAACUCCUCCAGAAACCCUUGGACACAAAGGUCACUCUGGAAAAUCAGGCAUUUAGUCUUGCUUCUUGGUAAUGAUAACAACUGACAUUUUUAUGGAGCAUUUUAUGGAGCACAUUUCACAUUCCUGGCACCCUGGUAAAUAGUGUGUAGUCAAUGACUUUAACUCAGGGUACAAAUAUGGUUACUUUAAAAUUUUUUCUCAUUGAUUGCUCAAAUACCUCGUGUACCAUUAUUGGCAGAAAAAAAAUCAAUACCACACUCUUGGAACCCACUCUCAAAUUGUCCAAGAACCUCAGGGAUUUCCCUCCAAAGAGAGGAUUCUCUGGAAAGUCUGAGCAGUCGUCUGCAGUUGUUCCCACUCCCUCCACACAGUGGCGCUGUGGAACACUGGGCCUGCACAGUCCUGUGGCCUCUGAGGCUUGGCUACCUUCACUGCACAGGGGGCAUGUGGAACCCAUCCUUCCAAAACAAAGUUACCCUUCUCUCAGUCAUCUUUACAAGUUCAACGAUCUUUCCCCAAAGAGUAGCAGCAUGCCAGGGGUGCUGGGUUCUGUGACUCUCAGUCAGCUACACAGUCUGCUGGGGGAACCCCAGAGACUCACUCAGGUUCUCUCUGGCCUAGUGAAGCAACUUUUUAAGACAGUGAAUUUUAGUUAGUCCCGGGGUCUUAACUCUUUCCUCCUCAAAGGCCCUGGCUUUGCAAAAUGGUUCCUGUUCCCUCCUCCCCAGCAACUGGCUCUGCAUUCCAAGGGGCCUUGAAAAGGGGCAGCCUUUGUCAGGCCUCAAAAAGUCCAAUUCUACUCUUCCCCCAGGGCAAUGGGUGCCUACUCAGCCACAUUUGCAUAACUAAAGGAGACCACUCAAAGAAUCCUACCCUUAACAAAGAAAGCCUGUUCCUAGGUGACUUAUUCUGUGCACCUAAACUGAGAAGGAACAGGGAAAGCUUCUGGAAUCCUGUUAUAUGCCAUGUUCAAAGUAAGAAAUGGAGGGCCCUAAGAGAGAGAUCCCACGGCUACAGGGUGACAGGCAUGAUUUGAACUCUGUGCCCUGCACGCCUAACCCCCAUACCCUACUGUCUCCCAAGAGCCUCCAGCCUCCCCUCUUUUCUCCUUAGCAGUAACUUAGUCAUAAAUCUGUGUUUGUUGUUUCUAAGGAGGAAAAUGUUAUGUCCAGUGAGUGAUUGAAAUUGUGGUGUUUGGGGAAGCCCAGUGUUAUUAGGGCUGUAAGAAAUAAAUUUUUCCAGAUAGUUAUUGAAGCUAUUGUGAAGAAAAACUUUUCUGUUCCAAUGAAACACUAUACAUCAUCUAAGGCACAGCCAGACCUGUCUGCUUCCAGCCCCAUUCAUGGUCUUUGAGCUAUUUUGCACCUCUUUUUAAGUUGCAGGUACUGAGGGCUUUGCAGACUGUCUUGUCAGGUGAAGCUUCCAUUGCCUUCUCUCCCCCCACCCCGACGCACCCCCACGGUGGAAAAACCAGUUUGCCUCCGUUUGCAACUCAAUUCCUUCACUCCAUAUACAUUUGUGCUUUUGGAUGUCUCCUUUGAACCAGUCAUAGCAUCUGCCUUGUCCUUCUUAUGAGUAAAAUAAAUCUUUAACACAUG